AUGGAAUACUAUUUCGGCAUCCCUGAUGGCCACACACCACCAGCAACACCACCACCUAGUAAUGGCUUCUCCAGCGGUAGCCUGUCAAAGCCUCGUCCUGCUCAACGUUUACGAUCCUCUUAUGUUGACCUACCAGUGGGAGACAAUAUCGACAAGAAAAGGCUCGAAUACAUCGGCAAAGUGACCAAGACCUUUCAACAGCUCACAUCAGAUCAAAAGCAUGUUUUUCUUUCUGAGCUUCUCAAUCAAUGUGAUAAUCAACUCCUUGCCUAUGUACAUGAUAUCAUUGAACCUAAGCUGAAGAUUGACUUUCUCAAAGAAUUACCAAUCGAGCUGUCGUUGCAUGUACUCUCUUUUAUUGAUAACCCCAAAGAUCUCGCUAAUGCUGUACGGGUAUCUCCUUUUUGGAAUUCACUGCUCAAGGAUGAAGCAACAUGGAAGUCGCUAUGUUUAAAGCACCGGUAUCGAAGACGAUCAUCCUUGAUAGAAGCGGGUUCGGCAAGGCGGCGGCAGCAAAUGCAUAACCACCAACAUCCACAAAAUCACGUGUCCUAUCGAGAUUACUUUUGGCGGCGAUACAACACCGAGAUGGCAUGGGCACAAGGUACCGGAAGGUUGAUCCGUUGCGAAAAUGACAUUGGACGUGCUCUUGUGACAUGCUUGCAAAUGGAUGAUUGCUAUACGGUGAUUGGUAGUGACAAUCACUUGAUUGAAGUCUUUAAUACCGAGACAGGUGAACAUGUGCGGACAUUACGAGGCCAUGAAGGAGGUGUAUGGGCACUGCAAUUUGCAAGGACUGGUAAUGAAAACAAGCGAAUCCUUGUGUCUGGUGGUUGUGAUAGAGUUGUGCUUGUUUGGGACCUUGAUUCAGGGCAGCUUAUUCAUUCGAUGCAUGGGCAUAUAUCAACAGUGCGGUGCUUGAAGAUCCAUGGUAGUAGUAAGCUUGCAGCAACAGGAUCACGCGAUGCUACCCUCCGGAUAUGGGAUAUCGAGCAUGGAGUUAUUCGGCAUGUGUGCACUGGCCACCAAGCGAGUGUACGAUGUCUUGAUGUUCACGGCGAUCUUGUAGCCACUGGAUCCUAUGAUGCUACAGCUCGACUAUGGGAUGUUAACACCGGCCAAUGUUUGCAUGUAUAUACGGGGCAUCAUUCACAAAUCUAUUCGAUCGCAUUUGACGGUGUUCGAAUUGUUACAGGAUCACUUGAUUGGAGUAUACGCGUUUGGUCACCAACAUUUGGCAAUUGUUUAGCAUUGUUAACAGGUCAUACUGCAUUGGUGGGUCAUCUUCAACUUACGACGCCGUAUGAAUCAUCACCACUGCUGGUCAGUGGUGGUUCUGAUGGGUGCUUACGUAUAUGGGAUCUCAAUCAUUAUGAAUGCCGUCAUCGAAUAUCAGCACAUGAUAAUUCAGUCUCAUGCCUUCAAGUGGACCAUAAAAGGGUGAUAAGCGGUGGCAGCGAUGGGCAAGUCAAGCUAUGGGAUCUCGAGAGUGGUAUGCUCAUACGAUUAUUCUCUGAGCCUGCACGCACUAUAUGGAAGCUUGGAUUCACUGAUAUCAACGCUGUGGUUGUGUUACAAAAGCCAGCUCGAUCAACACCUGCUAGGGACCCUGUUAUGGAUCAACCUGAACAUGUAGAAACAGUGAUAGAGCUUCACAAAUUCGAUAAUUAUCAUGACCCAUGA
Messenger RNA from Lichtheimia ornata, 1683 nucleotides. RefSeq lists its product as uncharacterized. Gene Ontology annotation, molecular function: protein binding. The coding region runs from base 1 to 1683 and encodes 560 amino acids. The record is from RefSeq and is a predicted model, not a curated record. The transcript is spliced from 2 exons. Lineage: Eukaryota; Fungi; Mucoromycota; Mucoromycetes; Mucorales; Lichtheimiaceae.